AUGGCAACAAAACUCGGCUCCUUGAUUACCAGAGAAUUGGAGGAUGUUUUCAUUCCUGUGUUGCGUAACUGUAUUAGUAUGGCAGGUUUGAAGAAGAUUCAUGCCCAGAUAAUCAAAUUUUCCUUAUCCCAGAGCAAUUUCCUGGUGACGAAGAUGGUGGAUGUGUGUGAUGACAAUGGAGACAUAGAUUAUGCAAACCUGCUGUUCAAAGAGAUGGUUGAGCCAAAUAUAUACCUCUACAAUGCCAUGAUCAGAACGUACACACAUAACCACGUAUAUAUAGUAGCAAUCACUUUCUACAAGGAAAUGCUAAGAUACCCACAAGCCGAAAAUCCCGUAUUCCCAGACAAAUUCACAUUCCCAUUUGUAGUAAAGUCAUGCUCUGCGCUUCUGCGUCAAGAUCUGGGUAAGCAAGUCCAUGGUCAUAUCUGCAAGUUUGGGCCAAAAUCGAAUAAUGUGACAGAGAAUGCACUUAUAGAUAUGUAUGCAAAAUUUGAUAAUUUAAAAGACGCACACAUAGUGUUUGAAGAUAUGACUGAUAGAGAUGCAAUUUCAUGGAAUAAUCUCAUUUCUGGGCAUGCUAGAUUGGGUCAGCUGCGUAGGGCAAAAUCAAUCUUUGAUGAGAUGCCCAAUAAGACAAUUGUUUCUUGGACAUCAAUGAUAUCUGGGUAUGCUAGAAUUGGGUGCUAUGCCGAUGCCUUAGGAGUUUUUCGGCAAAUGCAAAAGGUUGGUAUUAAACCAGAUGAGAUCAGUAUUGUUGCUGUCUUGCCUGCUUGUGCACACACCGGAGCUCUUGAACUAGGGAAAUGGAUUCACAUUUACGCAGAUAAAAAUAGAUUUUUGCAGAAGACCUACAUUUGCAAUGCACUCAUUGAAAUGUAUGCAAAAUGUGGAAGCAUAAAUCAAGCCUUCCAAGUCUUUGAUCAAAUGUCUCAGAGAGAUGUGAUUUCUUGGAGUACCAUGAUUGGAGGUUUGGCAAGUCAUGGAAAAGCUAGCGAAGCUGUUGAACUGUUUCGUGAAAUGCAAAAAGCAAAGGUUGAACCAAACGCUAUUACCUUUCUUGGCCUCUUAUCAGCCUGUGCCCAUGCUGGAUUUCUGAACGAGGGACUAAACUACUUCGAUUCCAUGAGCAAAGACUAUCAUAUAGAGCCAGAAGUUGAGCAUUAUGGCUGUCUGGUGGACCUUCUUGGGCGCUCCGGGUGCCUUGACCGGGCUUUUGACCUUGUGAAGAUGAUGCCAAUGAAACCAGAUGCAGCAAUUUGGGGUUCUUUAUUAAGUUCUUGCAGAGCUCAUUGCAAUCUCGAAUUUGCCAACACUGCCAUGGAGCACCUCCUAGAGCUUGAACCAGAUGACACUGGAAACUAUGUUUUGCUUUCAAAUAUUUAUGCUGAUCUUGGUAAGUGGGAAGGUGUGUCAAAGAUGAGGAAACUCAUAAGGAGCAAAAGCAUGAAGAAAAUGCCAGGAUGCAGUUCAAUUGAGGUGGAUAGCAAGGUCGAAGAAUUUUUAUCAUGGGAUGAUUCAAAACCAUUUUUACAAGAUAUCAAUUGGAUCCUAGAGCUACUAGCUUUGCAUCAGAGCAAAACUGUUGAUGCAAUUGAAACUUUUCCCGAGGAUAGGAGUCAGUUUCUGUCCUAAAAACAAGACCAACUCCUGGUGAUGAAUCUUGGCAAGACUCCAGCA
Malania oleifera is the source of this 1680-nucleotide messenger RNA. RefSeq names its product pentatricopeptide repeat-containing protein At2g20540. The coding region runs from base 1 to 1635 and encodes 544 amino acids. NCBI's taxonomy places the organism in Eukaryota, Viridiplantae, Streptophyta, Magnoliopsida, Santalales, Ximeniaceae. The transcript has a single exon. The record is from RefSeq and is a predicted model, not a curated record. Gene Ontology annotation, molecular function: protein binding; RNA binding. Gene Ontology annotation, biological process: RNA modification.